GUCAGUACUUAACUAGCAAAAUAUUUUCUGUUUUAUCCAUAGUCGCAGCUCACUGUCAAUGGAAAAUGUCUAAAUCAGUUUUGGAUUAUUAAAACUUUCUUGUGAAAAUAUACCAAAUAUUUCGAUACUUUGCUUUCGAGCCUCCUUAGUCAGGACUCACGUUUCUCCGCCAACAACCGAAAUUGCAAACUGUCUAAUCCAAAUAAAAUAUAAGUGUACAAAUUUGAAUAUUCAAAAAUAAUGAGUUGUUUCGCGCGUCAAUUGGAAUGUGGCUGCUGUUCGUCUUGCAACGUUCAUCGAAAUCGGCCUGGCAGCGAUUGUUUUCCCACGCGAUUGGUUCCAGAUACGCAGAUCCCCUCCAAAAAACCCAAGUGUAGAUCGUCCCCGAUCAAGCCUACGAUAUCUAAGACCAAUAACAAACGGGCACCGCAACUCAAAAAUGAAAAGCGGAUAAAUUUUCCAUUUGACAGCGAACACAGCAUAGAUUCUAAAGGAAAACAAAAAUGCCAGUGCGAUCCGAAACAGACAAAAAACAAGCAAAAUUUCCAAUACCAGGAUUUAAAGAAGCGUAUGGAGGUAAUAAGCGAGGAAGCAGAAAACGAUUCUGCUGACGACGAACAAUUUGGGAGUAAAAGCGUCCAAAACUCGUGCGCCGACUUCCUCAAUAUUGUGCAUGACACUGUGCUGGAGACGGUGCAGAGCUCCGUCGAAGGCAUGAUGCGUAAUUAUUUUGCGCAAACCGCGGAAAAGAUCGAAACGUUGUGUUCGCAGAUGAUGAGAAAUGAAUGCUUGCUAAGCAAAAUGUAUUUGGAUGUUCUAGAUAAACUGGAACAGCAGAACGAAAAAAGUUUGCAGCAGUUUAAAUGUUUGUGUCAGUUUAUUGUCGAAACGCAGAAAGAAGCCAGCGAGGAGCGCGUACAGAAUCAGAAAUGCUGUUGCCCGAAUUGUGGAACCACCGAGGAGGUUUUUGUAUCAUUGGCUAGAGAAAAGGCGUUGUCGGCAGGGCGUCAUCUCUCCGACAAUGGUGCUGGUAAUGGCUAUCGCAACUUCAGCCGUAACGGGGGUGGCAAUGUGCGCAGUGAACAAAAUCUAAGGCAUCAUCGAGACUUUGAUAACGAACCAAAAACUCAUCUCUCUCUUACAAGCUGCACAAAUUCAUUAUCACAACUCAAGUCUAAAACGGGUGUUAUGCCAACUAGUUGUACUAGUAUGAGCAAUAAAGAUAUUCCUCGAAAUAUAAGGCAGUUAAGUGCAUAUUCAGAUUCGGGUCAAUUUUGGAAUUGCAAUAACCGCCGAAGUCCUCAACAAUCAAGGGUCGAUGAAAAUUGCAAAAUAUAUCAAAAUGAAAAUCGAAUGGAAGAGGGCAAAUACGGCAAUGUGAAAAGGGGGCUGAGCGACACAAUAGUGUCAAAGAGGGUGCAAUUGUAAAAGCAAUAUAAGAUUUUUCUUUGUGGUUGUGUUAUCGAAGAUACAGACCUUUUCUCAAGUUACUUUUUUGAGCAGCUUAUUUGAGCAAAAGUCCGCGCCUUUCGAUUUGGUGAAAGAAACACAUAAUUUUAAACCCUGAAAUUUAAUAAAGGUUGAAAUAUUCGCCUUUAUGCAAAGUAGGGACUGCUGCUUCUAAACCUUAAGAGAUGAAAAUGUCCAAAAAGUCCAACUUAUACCCUCAUACUUGCGCUUGUACGACAUUUUUAUCCAUUACGGUUUAGAAAAAGAGAUGCUGAUGCUUUACAUAAAUGCAUUUAUGAAGCCCGUAAAUAUUAAACUACGCCAAGCCCGAAAAUAUAAAUAAAGAUUCGUCCUCUGUAUUUCUACAAA
This is a messenger RNA of Anastrepha obliqua, 1818 nucleotides long. RefSeq lists its product as uncharacterized. Bases 241 to 1428 code for a protein of 395 amino acids. The record is from RefSeq and is a predicted model, not a curated record. Lineage: Eukaryota; Metazoa; Arthropoda; Insecta; Diptera; Tephritidae. The transcript has 3 exons.